CGUGUGGACGCUACGAAAGAAAUGGUAAAGUUGCAAAGUUUCAUUGUUUGAUGUGAACUCAUUCUUCAUUGAAUCUAACUAAUUGUAUACGUUUGCAGUUGUCGACGUUGGACCUUUUGUUUGAGGAGAAUAGGUCGAAGAAUGUGAGUUUCGUGGAUUUCGGAAUUGACAGGAAAGAUCGCGGGCUUCCUCAACAAGACAAUGACCGAGAUUGCGGUGUAUACGUCAUGAAGUACAUGGAGGCUGUGGCCAAUGAGGAAGAAGUAGUUGAUCAGUUUCACCCGGUUGAGGCACGUUUGGAAAUCGCUGCGAGGAUCAUAAUUGAUGAACAAAAUGAAAUUCGUACCAAAGUGGUUGAAGAUCGUAGGGCUGCACAAGGCAGCUCAUUUGCAUCAUCCUCGGCCCCUUUGCGUAGUCCGUCAAAGUCUCCACGCGAUCCUCGGUUCAAUACAGCGAAGUCUCACCAUGCAAACAUGUUUCCCACGUCAAGAGCCUCCCCUAGGUUUCAGUCUAGCAAGGCUAAGAUUUCAUAUGGUGAAUAGUCUGUAAAAAACACUUGUGUUAUUAAUAGGUUGUGUUAUUAGUGUGUUGUGUAGUUUGGAUUUGGGAGCAUAGGUUGUGUUAUUUGUGUGUUGUUUAGUUUGGAUUUGGGAGCAUUUGGAUUUAGACAUCUGUUUUAAUUAGUUGACGUUUGGAACUGGUUAUUAUGUUGACAGACUUGUGUUUAUUUUAGUUUUGAGAAUAUAUUAACUUUGAGAUUGCACCAUACUUAGCAAAUCUUUGUACUCACACCAUAACAACUCUUACAAUGUACCCAUACUUCAGAAGUACUUGAUUGUACUUCACAGAA
This is a messenger RNA of Cannabis sativa, 850 nucleotides long. RefSeq lists its product as uncharacterized. The transcript is spliced from 2 exons. The record is from RefSeq and is a predicted model, not a curated record. Bases 228 to 542 code for a protein of 104 amino acids. Lineage: Eukaryota; Viridiplantae; Streptophyta; Magnoliopsida; Rosales; Cannabaceae.